This is a messenger RNA of Lachancea lanzarotensis, 2583 nucleotides long. It is a transcript of the gene BIR1, whose product is annotated as LALA0S12e01992g1_1. Gene Ontology annotation, molecular function: DNA binding. The transcript has a single exon. Gene Ontology annotation, cellular component: chromatin; nucleus. The record is from RefSeq and is a predicted model, not a curated record. Gene Ontology annotation, biological process: regulation of DNA-templated transcription. Bases 1 to 2583 code for a protein of 860 amino acids. NCBI's taxonomy places the organism in Eukaryota, Fungi, Ascomycota, Saccharomycetes, Saccharomycetales, Saccharomycetaceae.
AUGUUUUUAGAAUUCCAUCCAUACCAGGAAAGAUAUGGAUCGUAUCUUCAGACGUAUCAUAUCCAAGGAAAAAGAUGCUCAUGGCCAUAUCGAGUGAUCCCAACGAAAGCUAUGGCUCAAAUGGGAUUUGAGUUCACUCCUAAAUUCAAAGGAAAAGCACUGGUUAGAGACUGCGUGAGAUGCUCUUUUUGUGGGACAGAUAGCUAUGACUUUCACGAUUGUAGAAGCAAACCAUUGACCGCGACGCUGACCAAAGUACUUGAAAAUCAUUUGUUGAGAACUCAGGAUUCCUGUUUGUAUACCAGGCUAAAGUUUGUGCUGAUACGAUCUUUUUGGAAGAAUGAGGUCAUCGAUUGGUCUGAGCAACAAACAUUGGGAAUGCCCCACAGUGCGGAAAUCAUGCGGCUGCGACAGUGGACGUUCAAAGAAGGAUGGAUACAUGAAAGUGAGCCACCGAUUUCUUCGGCAGCAAUGGCUGAAGCGGGUCUUUAUCGCUACGAUUUGGGGCUGUCGUCGCCGGAACUUCAAGAAGAACACCCAGAUGCCACGUAUUGCAUAUAUUGCAGUAAAAUUAUAGGUUCUUGGGAAGCAGACGACGAUCCUCUUUGGGAACAUUUUGUUUGCUCCAAUGGUGGUCAAUGCCUUUUUUUUGAGACCAUGUCGAAUAGAGCGGCGGUGGUGCAAAUGAAGAGGCGGUACGAUGAAGAAGGUUACGGUAGCAAUGAUAAAUUGAUGCCAUCUUUGGACUACUACGAGACUUUUGGAUCUCAAUUACUCAAGUAUGAGCAAGAAGCAACUGCUGAUGAAUCAGAGCAUAAACGUGGUAGACCGCGGUCUCGUGGAAGUGGAGAGACAGUAACUAGGGAAGUAAAAAAAAGAGGGCGCCCUCGAAAAGAGAAACCGGCUGAACAAUUAGCCCUCGAGGAGGGCACGACUUCUUUAGAUUUUGACGGAACACCGAUGGUGAAGCGCAAGAGGGGAAGGCCACGUAAAGCUGCUAACAGUGUAUCGACGGAAAUGAAGCAGAAGCGUCCUAGAGGCAGGCCCCGUAAAGAAACCACUUCUUCGGGUAUGGGAGAUCAUGUGCCAACGAGCAUGUCACCUCCUUCUACUGGUAGCUUGAAGUUACUUGCGUCUGAUGGAACAGUUUUGGCCAACACCUCAUCUGCAGGUGACGUCAAUUCACUCCCACCCUUGAAUUUGCCUACCACCGGUGUUUCUGCGCUUAUAGGUGAGCCAGAUGUUAAAGGUGGGCUGCAACAGGUGCAACAGCCGUCUGCUGCAAUGGAAAUAGAUAAUUCACCAAAGCGCAGAAUCCGCUUGCGUCAAAAUCAGCGGCUAACCUCCACGGAAGAUCAAGAAAUUGACAGUGACGACAAUUCAACGAAAAGCAUAGUGUUCAAUUUCAAUAAUUCCUCACCUAAGAGCAAGGCGGAAGCCAGAAAUCCGAUAAUUGACGACAGUUUUGACGCUUUUAGCUUUAGCGCUCAUGGGAAUAGUGAAUUUGUGAUUCCAGAGAGCGCUUUUCAAACAAAGAAAACGAGCAUACUGCAGCCUCUAGCUGAGAAAAGCUUUGGUGUCGCGACCUUGCAGCACAGCGACGAUGAAUAUACCAAAGAGAGCUCUUUAUGUCCAAAGCCUACUUCUAAAGAUAACGCUCUAGACGACAUAGACAUGAAUGUCGAAAUGAGCGACGACUCUUCGGAGAGUUUUCCUCUUUCGAAAGCUUCAACCCCCAUCGGCUCACCAGCCCGAUCGCUGUCACCGCGUGGCAAACCAGUGGUCGAAGCGAGACCUGACACUCAAGUUGAUAAAACAGAAAGAAAUUCGAUCUCCAGUGCGAGAAUAGGAUCAAACAUCGAUGAAGACAACAGCUCGCCGAUAGCCGGAAAAAUUGACAAUCUCAAAUCUUUUCCUAGCGGCGGAAAUGUCGGUAGUCAUGAGUCUGAACCCGUAUUAGAAACCGCGGGGUAUCCAUCACGCGUUGAAGAGCGUGUCAAUAUGUCGUUUCCAACCCCGGCACCUAACCUCCUGACGAUAGGAAACGAAAGCGCCCGGCCACUAUCAGCAAACUCGGCUGUUACAACAAGAGAAAACUCUAAGAGGGGAUCUCUUACAUCCAGACUUCCAGAGGACACAUCCUCACAACAAGGAACGCCUACUCGAGAUAAAUUUUCGGUUGAUUCAGGAUCUGUGAACGUCUCUUCGUCUGCUGCAGAAUUGCGAAAUUCCUUCAACAAGGUGGACGAGGAACGGGCUCUUCUGGCGGACUAUUUCCGCCAGCUUCUGCGAUACAUAAACGUUAAAGACUUAUCUCUGUCAAGUGAGGUGGAUGGAGACUUGAACUUCUUUGUUCUACACAUGCCACUGCGGGAGAAGCAAUUGACCUUCACUGCAUGGGUUGAUACGAAACAGUCAGAGCUCAAUAAGGAGUUUGAAAGAGACUACAAAAUCAAGGUUGCUAAGCUAAAGAAGCAGUUUGAAUUGGCCAAACGUCUUAUAGAGAACAUAGACAAUGACGAGACACUUUUGAGACUGGCAAAACAUUAUGGAGCUCUGGACCAAGCGAACAGAGCACAUUGA